CAAAUUAAAUGUGGGAGAAUUUUAAUUCAUUAAUUGCCGUAUCUUUCCACAAUUAAUACGCACUUUUAGCUCUUGAUUAACUUACAAUGAAGUUACUUAACGAAUGCAAACAUUAUUUGUUAAGAGACAGGAUGUCAAAGGAAGAUAAUUUCAAAUGCAUAUGUUUUUAAACAUAAAUUUCCUUCUGCACGCAACAUUCUUAAAGCAUUCCGCAGUUAUAUUCCUGCAAGUGCAACUACAAUGAUCAUAAAGUUAUCUGAGACGCGUUGUUAGCCCAUAUUUACUCGAGUCACGUGUUUGAGCAGUUAACAUAACGGAGAGAAAGAUAAUUUUGUCUCGCCUUACAAUAAUGGAAUUCUGUACCGGAAAGGAAAGGUACGCGUGGGUAUCACCGGUCAUUGCAACUAAGUAAAAGAAAAGUAUCAGUCGUUCAGACAGGCGUGACGAAUACACAUAUAUCUGUGGCAAGUAAUUCAUCAUUGUCAGAUAAAUCACGCAUGUGCAUGUGCAAAUAUAGUCGAAGAUUUCUAAUUCGAGGUUCUCCUUUCCGUGAUGCAUGUCCGAGUUAGAGAGACAUCAAUUCGACGUGUAAUGAAUAACAUCGUGAGGAGGCAUUUGAUUAUUUCACUUCGAAUCUGAUGACAGUCCAAGAAUAAAAGGCCACUCUAUUAUUUGGCGUCAUGGUACUGUUAAAAUUAUCGACAGCAACGCCAGAUAGCGCAGGGAUAGUGGAAAUGAUGAAUGGAUUGGCGUACGGUGGGAUUCCUUACGGAAGCGUGAGCGGUAUGGUCGCCAAGUAUCCGGGAUACGGGCAGGUUAAUAAUGAGCCUCAAGCCAGACAGUUUAACAUUUUGAGCAGUACUCAACGUCCAGUAAUAUUCACUCCGAAUUUCCGAGCGACCCGAUUGGCGGGAAUUUCGCCUCGACCGGUACAAAUUUACAAUCUUCCCGGUGUCAUCGCCCCUGGUAUCGUCGGCACGAUCAGCCAGAUUGGCUAUUAGUUUGCCGGACUGUUAGAAUGACUUUGCCAUCAAUCAUCAGAUGCAUACAUCAGUCAGCCGAACUCUCUUCUCACGAAGUUCUUCAACGAAGAAUGUUAAACCACCCACAUCGCGAAGUUGCAUCUCGCAGUACGAUAUCUAUUAUGACAUCGAAUAGAAACAAUCAGAUGAAGCACUUAAUAUUAAUUCGUAAUUUUCGCCGAGUUAAUUUAUGCCAAAAAAUUAAAGUAUUACAAAAUGACUGUUGCGUAAAUUAUCCGCAAUUAUAAAUGCUAAUACUCAUUAUUUAAUAUGUUCUCGUAAGUUUCAGUUGAAGACUUUGACACGAUACUUAUUUUAUGUAUUGUGCAUUGUUUUGUAUUUGCCUGCUAAAUUUAUUGUAUUAUUAUAUUUAAUAUCAAGAUUUAUUGCAUAACAAUGCAUGAAUAUAUAUUGUUGUCAAAUGUUGCGUUGGUAUUAUUUUAAUUAUUUAUAAAUACCAGAUAUAAAAAUUUGAUGCGUUAAUAUAUGUAAAUGCUAGACUCUUCAAACACAUAUAACCUUUUGCAUAUAAAUUUAAUAAAGCUUAUAUAAUUUGCGUAAUCAAAAAAACAUAAAGGCUGCAAUUGUUUUAAGAUCUACCCUUUACACCCUAUUAUUCAACAUCGAGGGUAAGUGGCGUUUAAGAAGGGAAAGUAUAAAUGACAUCGGACACGAUGUCUGUCCCUUAGUCGCCACGAGUCACAUGCACGAUGCAUUACGCUUCGCAAGUGAGUAUCCUUGCAUAUAAAAACCAUUGCGGUUUUUACCAAAGCAACCAAAAGCAACAAAAUUGCAAUUUUGUAACGUUUUGUGAUAGCGUAAUAAAUCAUCGCAAACGGAAAAAAAAUUUUGUCACGUGCCGAAUAGAUCUGUGUAAAGUGUCAAACUGCGAAAUGUCAACGAAAAUACUUGCGAUUUGCAUUUCUCGUUUAGAAUUAAUAUACGCGAGAAUAAUUUUUUAUGCUUUUAUAUAAUAAUUGUAUAAAUCAUUAUAUAUAAAUUUAUCAACGAAAGUAUUUUAUUGUUUUGAUAUACUUCUUUGCAGUGUAACACAUAACUUGAUUA
Messenger RNA from Solenopsis invicta (red fire ant), 2087 nucleotides. RefSeq lists its product as uncharacterized. The coding region runs from base 681 to 1001 and encodes 106 amino acids. The record is from RefSeq and is a predicted model, not a curated record. Lineage: Eukaryota; Metazoa; Arthropoda; Insecta; Hymenoptera; Formicidae. The transcript has 3 exons.